UACAGCCACUCCACAAUCUGUCGGACCAGGGAGAAUAUCAGCAACACUCACCUCCAGAAAACAAUAAGGUGGUUAAACCGGCCUACGGCUUGGAAGAUGGAUAAUUCAAAACAUAAAUUUGUUUACUGAUAUAAGCCGUUGCGAGAGGAUUGUUUCACCAGCGGAAUAUUGAUACAUCUGCAGCUGGACUAACAAAUCUUCCUGAACAUGCUCCGCUUCCUGCGCCGGACUCUGGGCCGGCGAUCCAUCCGCAAGCAUGCUGAGAAGUCUCGGCUCCGGGAAGCCCAGCGAGCCACAACACAUAUCCCUGCUGCUGGAGAUGCCAAGUCCAUCAUCACCUGCCGAGUGUCUUUGUUAGACGGCACAGAUGUCAGUGUUGACUUGCCGAAAAAAGCCAAAGGUGUAGAGCUGUUUGACCAGAUCAUGUAUCACCUGGACGUUGUAGAGAAGGAUUACUUUGGCCUGCGCUUCAUGGAUUCAGCCCAAGUUCCGCACUGGCUUGAUGUCACUAAAAGCAUCAAAAAACAAGUCAUAAUUGGACCACCAUAUUGCCUCCAUAUGAGAGUAAAGUUCUACUCCUCUGAGCCCAACAACCUGCACGAGGAACUAACAAGAUACCUUUUUGUACUACAGUUAAAGCAAGACAUUCUCAGUGGCAAGUUAGAGUGCCCAUUUGACACAGCGGUGGAGUUGGCUUCAUACUCUUUGCAGGCUGAACUGGGUGAUUGUGACCCUGCCGAGCAUGGUCUUGACCUGGUGUCAGAAUUCCGCUUCAUCCAAAACCAGACGGAAGAAAUGGAAGUAGCCAUCUACAAUGCCUGGAAGGAAUGCAGGGGCCAGACGCCAGCACAAGCUGAGAUAAACUACCUGAACAAGGCCAAAUGGCUAGAGAUGUAUGGAGUGGACAUGCAUAUGGUCAAGGCACGAGACGGAAAUGAAUACAGCCUGGGACUGACCCCCACUGGAGUGCUCGUGUUUGAGGGGGAAACUAAAAUUGGCCUUUUUUUCUGGCCCAAGAUCACACGUCUGGAUUUUAAGAAAAGCAAACUCACUCUGGUGGUAGUGGAGGAUGAUGAACAGGUAAUGCAGGAGACAGAAGAGGGGAAAGAGCAGGAGCAUACGUUUGUGUUCCGCAUGGACCAUCCCAAGGCCUGCAAGCAUCUGUGGAAGUGUGCUAUUGAGCACCACGCCUUCUUCCGCUUGCGUGGCCCCGUCCAGAAGAGCGCAGAACGCCCUGGGUUCAUCCGCAUGGGCUCACGUUUCAGAUACAGUGGGAAGACAGAAUAUCAGACCACUAAGGCCAACAAAGCCAGACGAUCUGCCUCAUUUGAAAGGAGACCAAGCCGCCGUUACUCUAGAAGGACUAUGCAGAACAGAGGUCAUAACAGAUUCACGGACAGCCACAAUAAUGGAGUAAACCCAAGCACAGAAAUGAAGCCUACCCACAUACGAUCUCCCUGGUCCGGUAUGCCCGUGGUAAGCAGCCCACCCUCUGCCCCAGGCCCCAUGGAAAUCGAAACUCUCCCCAGGAGCCCUGGUGGCAGCCAGUCAGACAAGAGGAGCAUGCCGUUAGUGACUGAUCUCCUUGAGACGAGCAUAGAUGAGGUUCUUCGGGUUCCAGUUCCAAUAGUGACCGCAGAAGAGGUGGGACCCAGCGCUGCUCAUUCCACCACCAGCACAGUCACCGAAGAGCCCCUCUCACUUACUGAAGCUGUGGCUUGGUUCAAGCAAAUGAAGAUUGAAAACACACCAGUGCCUACUCCAGCCAGAAACAAUGUCAACCUCAACAUGAACAACCAGGAGGAAGUAGUGAAACGGAGAGAGAAAAGUUUGAACAGUGUGGGUAGCAGUCCUGUCCUAAACCACCUCAAAGCUCCUGAGGAACUCAAGAGCAACAUCCUGAAAGCUCAAGCAGAGGCAGCACUCAAGGAUACCAAAGAUGAGCUUGGAUUGACUGCAGACAAGAACUGUAACCUGCAGGAGGCAGCAGCCAGACUGACGGCUCGUGGGGAGCAUAUGGGAAGCACCACUUCUCUGCCAGUGAGCGGGCGAGCAGAACGACAGGAGUCCUGGGACCUGCUUAACCAGCCCAGUCUGCUUCCCAGCUCUACCAGCAGCCUGGAAGCAAAUGUGGACGACUUCAUCUCCUCUGCGUCCCCAUUGUCACCAGAUCCAGUGAAUGAAGUCCAGUCACCCAAGGUCAGUGUUCUGGAUCCUGAGCCGCUUACAGCCUCUCUGAUUGAUAACCUGAUAGACUUCACAGACCCCAUCCCUGUAGUACCAGCCCCUAAACCCACAAUCACUCCUCGAUGGAUCAUUCCAGCAUCGGCACCUACACAGUCUGGCACUUUUACUAAUGGCCUCCUUGACUGUGCUGCAAUGAUGCCAUCUCACCAUCCUGAGGGGGGCACUAUUUCCCCACUCCCCCAUGUCACUCAUACUCACAAUGUGAUUGCCUCCAGUAUUGUGGCACACCCAACCAUGGGCGACAACCACAAACCCAAGGGUCUACUGACCACUGAACUCUGAAAGGGACAUCUUGAGCACAUGCCCAACAACUGUCACUGGAACAUCAACUUUUUCACUGAUUACAACAUUCCGGUCAAACACAUUCUAGUUCCUUACAGUGCAGGCAUGGACAACUGGAUACAUCAGCUCCAUCUUCAACAACACUGGCAUCGGACAGACCGCUUCCUAAGCCCUGAACCCACCACUGAUGACCAAGAAAAAAAUAGACUGAGUUUAAAUGCACAAAAGGCUAACAACAGGCACGUGGGCCAGUGUUUACAUACCACCAUUCUUUUAAUAACUUUUAUAGCUCUUUUGAAUAGUGACUUGAAACUGCCCAAUUUUGUAGCACCAAUGCCCGGGUCUCUGCACAAUGUUUUAAGCUGUUUCAGGGUCAGGUAGCAAUAUCUAAAAUAGUUUUGCUCUCCUACCUACUGUCCACUUCCUGUUCAGAUGAUUGGAUGACUGUGAAAGAGCUUGUGAACCUUGAAGAGUGAUAGACUACUUUUGAGAACUGCUGUUGUUGUUCCUACAAAUUUUUAUUUUUUGUUUUAUUUUUGCCUUUAUUUUGCUCUGUUUUCUUUGUAAUGAUAAGAUAGUUGCAUUCAGUAUUAAGCUUUUAAGUACGGUACUCCAAACUGCACAGUUGUUAGAGGACUAUUGUGUAGCAUUGCAAAACAUGCAGUUAUGAAGUCAUUGAACCAAGUUUUCCUGUCUCAACCUUCUACCAAUGCUGUUUUUAUCCAGAUUUAGUUAUGACCUGCCUUAUUUUAAUGGUAAAUGUAAGAUUUUUGUUUGCGUUAAAUGUACACAUUUAAUGAUAAAAAUAUCAGAACAUGGAACAUUUUGCAAUGUAUUUUGUUUUGGCAUGAAUUAAUUCAUGUGUAACUGAAGUAAUUCACUGGAUGUUGUGCGUAUAUGUGAUAGCAGCUCUCACAGUAUGUGUUCUUUACACUGUUGAUAUAUGCUGGAUUACAUGUUAUGUAAGACACAGGAGCAGCUGAGGCCUCGGUUAAAUCACUGGCUCAUACAGAACUGUAUUUAAACUGCUGAAGGCUUGAAAAAUGUGAACUUGCUAAAACUUUUUCAUUUUGACAGAAUGAAGAUCAAACAACUGCUUACAGUCUGUGCCAGCAGUUACUACUAAAAAGAGGCCUUUCGUGGACACUUCUUUCACUGUACAUUUCACAAACAUUUGCUGCUAUUUUUCAGUAUACUCAAAAGUGCAUCACACAGUAACCAUAUAAUCACUGGAUCUGAAUUAAUUGGGUUGAAAUGGACAUGUUAGUUGGAUUUCCAGCAUCUGUGGAUCGUCUUCGGAAGCGCAACUUUUUCUAUAAUUAAUUUGUGUGAAUAAUUACAAGUUAGAUAUCUUUGAAUAUGUUUAUAAGGUGUUCUGAUUUCAUCUGUAGUCUGUUUUUACUGGAAAAACUGUUCAGUUAUAUAGGGCAGUUGUAGGAAGAAUCUGAUAUGGACAUCACAUCUAAUUCUUCCUGUUUGCUGUCAAGUUUAUUUACAUGUAUUAAUGGCAUCUGUAGAUGUCACAGCAAUGAGUUGUAUUAUAAAUAUACACUGACUGAAA
Molecule: messenger RNA, 4090 nt
Organism: Myxocyprinus asiaticus (Chinese sucker)
Lineage: Eukaryota; Metazoa; Chordata; Actinopteri; Cypriniformes; Catostomidae
Product: band 4.1-like protein 5
Exons: 26
Coding region: 208-2529 (773 amino acids)
Cellular component (GO): cytoskeleton
Molecular function (GO): cytoskeletal protein binding
Source: RefSeq, a predicted model, not a curated record